Molecule: messenger RNA, 393 nt
Organism: Linum tenue
Lineage: Eukaryota; Viridiplantae; Streptophyta; Magnoliopsida; Malpighiales; Linaceae
Source: the annotation of a GenBank genome assembly
AUGAUCAUUAUUAUUAUUACGGUUGUUGUAAUGGCACGGCGGCCGUUAAUCAGUGACGCGAAGAUCAUUAACAUCACCAACAAGAUGGGCAGCAAGAAGACGCUGAUAGUCCACUGUGAAUCCGUAGACGACGACCUCGGGGCCCUCGCCGUGAACUCCGGCGAGGUCUACCACUGGGAGUUCGAGGACAGCACCCUUUUCCGGCCGGCGGUUUUUUGGUGCCGCCUCGCGUUGGAAGACGGCCGUCUUUCCUUUGUGGCGUACGUUGAACGAGAAGGCGGCCGUGGGUACGCAGUGAUGGGAUACGAUGUCAACGAAACUGGGCUUUAUGGGCCUGACAUGCAAGAUAUGUCGAGGACAUAUGAUUUGCUUCAUCCAUGGAAGCGGAUUUAG